Messenger RNA from Coffea arabica (coffee), 2012 nucleotides. Lineage: Eukaryota; Viridiplantae; Streptophyta; Magnoliopsida; Gentianales; Rubiaceae. The record is from RefSeq and is a predicted model, not a curated record.
GCUUUCAGUUUUCUUUAUCUGGGCUUGUUUCGAUUUGCUUUAAGAAACCAAAAUUUGUCUUGAAAAAAAUUUUCAUGGUUCAGGGUUCAAUUCUUGUUUCUUUAGCGUAAAAUUGUCAUUCUAAUGGCAAAAGGAAAAGGGACACUUGAUUUUAGCCUUAAAAGGAGAUUUUUACGUGGGUUUGUGUUGCAUUAAUCAUUGAUUGGUUAGGCAUGCGGAAGGAGUACUUCUCAGGAGAGACAGCAGCUUUUUGCUGCAUCCUGCUGUGAAAUAGGCAUAUCUUGAUCAUUUGCAAUUGUGGCUUUGGUUUGAAAUUAGAGGAGGAGCACAAGAAACAUACAGUUUUGAUCCUUUUUUUUUCAUUUUUUUGUUUUGUUUUUUGUUGUAUUAUUAUUUUCUGUUGUUCUUAGAUUAUAGGAAAGUAUGAGGUAUCUUCAAUGUUAAGCUUUUUCACUGGGCUCUUGGAAAAAGUUUAGGGAAUACAGGUGAUGCAUAAUUUCGUGAAAAGCAGGACACUGUGGAUAAAGUUUUGAUUUUUUUAAAGCUUUUUUUGGGUUGCUUUUAGGUUAUUGGGAAGUAUGAUACAAAUUCAGAUUACGGGGAAAUAUGAGCGAAGUUCGAUCUUAAAUAUUUUGACUAUCUUUUGGAAGUGCCAUUGAGAAGUCUAGGUAAUAAGAAAUUGUGGUAAUGUAGAAUCGUGUGCUAAAAGCAGGAUGGCAGUGUGUGAAGCAUGGCAACUAGGCUUCAUAGAUGCCGAUGUGUGAAACGUGGCAACUUUUAUAAAUGAUAUUGCAGGUAAUUUAUCCUAAAUAGUCUCGGGGAGAAAGUUAUACUUUGCCGCCCUUACUUGAGGAGGCUUUUUUUUUAAUCCAAUGACUUCGAGAAAACACAUACCAUCAGCACAUGAAGGACGUUCUGUACCAGGUCCUGCUUUCAUUCAUCAUGGUGCAUUGCCUGCUGGCCAUCGUCCGAUGGAGCCACUUCCUCCUCCUGAGCUUUUAGAUAGUAGAUUGGCUGUUCAGGCAGCGGAAAUUGAGCAGCUUGCUGUGGAUAAUCAUAGGUUGGCAGCCUCCCAUGGGGCUUUGAGGCAGGAUCUUGUUGCUGCUCAGCAAGAAAUACAGAAGCUUGCAGAUCAUAUUAGAAGCAUGCAGACUGAGAGUGAUAUCCAGAUUCGUGUAUUAUUGGAAAGGAUAGCAAAAAUGGAAGUUGACAUCAGAGCUGGUGAGAGUGUAAAGAAGGACUUGCAGCAAGCACAUUCUGAGGCACGGAGCCUGGCAUUAGCUAGAAAAGAGCUGACUGCUCAAGUACAAAAGGCCAGUCAGGAGCUGGAGAAAGCCCGUGCUGAUGUCAAAACAUUACCGGAAAUGAAUACUGAACUCGAUAGUUUAAGGAAAGAACAUCAAAGGUUACGAAUGACAUUUGAGUACGAAAAAGGUUUAAACAUAGAGAAAGUGGAAAAAAUGCGAAUCAUGGAGAAGGAAAUGGUGGGCAUGCAUGGAGAACUGGAAAGAUUGCGUGCCGAGGUGUUCAAUGUCGAGAAGAGAGCACAUGCUCCCUACACGUAUGGUGGACCCAACAUCAAUCCACAUACAUUCUACCCACCUGCUGUACAUGGUAGUGGUGGAUAUGUUGAUAAUUAUGGAAGACCUGCUGUUCCGAUGGGUGCUGGGCCUAUAUCCCCGGGAAUGAUCCCGUAUGGUGGUUCCGUCACUGCAGGUGCUCCUGAUGGAGUUGGAGCUGUAGCAGGAGCUGUUGCUGGUGCUGCUGGGAAUCCUUCAUGGACGGGAACAUAUGAUGCCUCGCAUGCUCGGAGGUGAAUGUAUCAGCCAAAACUGGAUCCUGGUGUCCCUUCGUAUGCAACUUAGUAGAAUCUUGUGUUGAUGAUUUACCAAAUACUAGCUUGUAGGCUUGUACUCGUUAACUCUGAGAAUUCCUUGUAAGUUAUCGUAACCUGUUUCAUGGCUUUAGCCAAAUUUUACUACAAGAAUUGUAGCAUGUUGUUAGCUUCUGUA